CUUUGAUGGGUAUAUGUGCUGUGAUUUUUUUUUUUGUAGACUAUGGUUUGUUCACUUACUGGGAUCUUUUGAUGAACAGAAAUUUUUAUUUUGAUAAAGUCCACCAUAUCAAGUUUUUCUUUUAUGAUUUUAUGACCCCCAAGCUCACAAAGAAUGUAUUUUCUUCUAGAAGUUUUAUGGUUUGGGGUUUUAUGGCUAUCUAUGAUCCAUCUCACUGGUUUUAGGUUUUAAAUCUAUGGUUUGGAGUUUUACAUUUAAGUUUAUGAUCCAUCUCCAGUUAAUUAUUUGUACAGAACGAGGUUUAUUUCAACAUAGAUACCCAGUUGUUCCAGCAACAUUUGUUUAAAAAGAUUUUCCUUCACCCAUUAGAUCAACUUGGCAUCUUGGUUGAAAAUCAACUGACCAUAUGUGUCUGUAGUUAUUUCUAGAUUCUCUAUUCUGUUUCCCACAGAAUACUUCAUUUUCCACAAUACUUCAUUAUUAUUUCUGUUCAUGUUUUCCAGCAAGUCUAGAGUUCCAUGUGUUAUAAAUUCCCUUUAAUCUAAAGAACUUUCUUUUUAACAUUUGUUCUAUUGCAGUUUUUCUGAAGAUGAAUUCUCUCAGCUUUUCUCUGUCAGAGAAUAUCUUUAUUUUUCAGGGGUAUUUUAGUUGAAUAUUAAAUUCUAUGUUGACCUUUUAUCUCUUCUUUUAGCAUUUUAAAGUCAUUUAUUUGUCCUCAGGUCUCAUUUGUUUCUGGUAAGAAAUCAUCAUUUUUAUGUGUCUCCCUGUCCAUAAUGUGAUUCUCCCCCAUGGUUACAUCUGCUCUUUAUCUUUGGUUUUCAGCAGAUCGACUAUGAUAUGUCUAGGUAUGUUUUUCUUUGUAUGGAGUUUACUGAACCUCCUGUAUCUGUGUUGCUGUCUUUCAUUAAUAUUGGGUAUUUCUUGGCUUUUAUGUCUUCAAAUAUUUCUUCUGUUCCAUACUCUCCCACCUUGCCUCUCCUUCUGAGACUCCAAUUACACCUAUAUUAGAUGAUUUGAUACUAUCCUACGGAUCUCAGAUGAUUUCCCCCCAUUCUUUUCUCUUUUUGUUUUUAGUUUGAAUACUUUCCAUUUAGCUGUCAAGUACCCUGAUGCUUUUCUCUUAAACCUAUCUGAUGAAAUCAUUCUGAUACUGUAUUUUUUAUUUCUAGCAUUUCAUUAUGUUUGUAUAGUUAUCAUGUUUCUGCUUAAAUUUUCCAUUUUUUUAUGUAUGUUGUCAACAUUUUCCACUAGAGUUUUUAAAGCAUUUUCAUCAUAGUUAUUUCAAAAACCCUAUCUAUUGAUUGUAAUAUUUUAGCCUCCACUAGAUUUUUAAGCAUUUUACUUUCAGCCAGAGUUAUUUUAAAGAUCCCACUGUUAAUUCAACAUCUGGGUCAUUUCUCAUUCUGCUUCUCUUGAACCUUUCCUCUGUUACCAUGGAUCUUAUUUUCUUGCUUUUGCACAUGUCUUGUAUAUUUGAUUGUAUGCUGGACGUUUUGUAUAAAAAACAGGAGAGACUGAAGUAAGUAUUAACUUCAAAUUGGGGCAUGCCCAUUUUUCUUUCAGUCAUUUGAGUAAUGGCUCAGUCAAUCUGAUGUAUAUUUGACCUAGAUCUGGGCACUAUUGCAGCCUUAGUUUGAUUCAGUUCACCCUGACUUUGCUUCGUAGCUAAGGUGUCAGCUGCCUCACUCUCGGCCUUCAAGAGUAUAUGUGGUGGAUUUAUCAGCAUUCCUGCUUUGCCUCCUCAUUUUAAGGUUAUCUUGCAAAGAUAACCUUAAAAUGUUAGUUAGUGGAAAGUCUCCACUUACCUCAAGGGAAGGAGUAAUCUGUCUCAACUUUUCUAUUAUACACACCCUCUUCCCACUUUUGGUUACUACCUUCCUGUACUUUUUAAGAUCCAAGAGGUAAGAUUGGUGGGUGGGUGCAGGUUUUCUCUGUGGAUUUGGGUCCUCUAGAUUCUAAUGUCAUGCCAGCCUCAAUGAGACCGACAUUUUUGUUAAAUUUCCACUGGCUUCUCUUUAUUCCCCUAUGGUGGAGCAGCCAUGUAUCUCUUCUCUCCUAUGAAGGACUUAGCAUUUUCUGGAGGUUAGUUCACUUAGGGUUUCUUUAUGUCCUUAGCUUUCUAAUGAGUUAAAAAUAUUUUUGAUUUUCUAGCUAAUCUAGCCUUUGUUUGCUAGGGUGGGAGAUAUAUUCUCCUGUGGUUUUCUACAUCCAAAUGAGAAGUGAAUUCUAGGAAUGGGAGUUUAAAAAAAAGUUUCAUUUACAUAUUUUAAAAAUAAUUUUUAAAAUUAUAUAUACAUGGAUAAUAAAAUGUUAAAUUUUAUAGAGUGGUGAACAAUGAAAAGCGAAUUACCUUCCCAUUAUAGGUUCCCAAGUCCUCUCUACUGCCUCUACAGAGACAAAUAUCAUUACCAGUUUCUUGAUUGUUUCUCAAAAUUCUGUAUACAAAAAGUGUGCAUAUCUUCCCCCCUUAUUUUUUUUAAUACAAAUAGAACCAUACUAUAUCUUCUAUACUUUGUUUUUCUCAUUUAACUAUUUCACCAUCUUGAAGUCCUUUACAGACUGCAUAAUAUGUCUUCGUAUGGAUGUACUGUGGUUUAUUUGAACAGUCCCUGGUGAUGGACAUUUGGGUUGUUACCAGUUUGUUUUUUUCUCACAAACAUUGCAGUAUAUAUGCCUUUGUCCACAUUUGUGGUUGAGUAUCUGUAGUAUCAGGAAUGGGCAUAUUUAAAAUGCUUCACGAAGGCCCCUGGAGCUUCAUAUUAAUUCACAGUGUUUCUCAAGGUGUUGGCUGGGCUCUCAGCAGUUGGUGGUAUGGAAGACUGGAUACUGCAAGAGACUCAUGAGGUGCUGGAGAGUUGCCUGGCAGGUGGCGUCAGAACAAAGCUGGCUAUAGACCCUACCAGAGUAGGAGUGACAUAUUAAAAUAUUUAAGACGUAGAAACUCAACUGUAAUUCCUUCUUUAUACAUAUAUUGGGGAUGUUAAAAAGUUACUGAUGUCAGAUUGCUCUCUUGCCUCCUCAGCCCCCACCAUGGGGUAAAAAAGAUAAAUACCGUUUUCUUUGGAAUGUCUUACCCAGCUAUAUGACUUGAAUGAUCCUGAUAAAUGAGAUUACAUCCAAGGAGGUUUUCUAAGGGGAAUGAAGACUUAUACAAGAAGUCUUAUACAAGAAACUUAUACAAGAAAUAUUAUCUAUGUGAUUCUGGGAUCUUCCUGUGAAGAUGUUAUGUUUUUUGAGAUUUUUUUCUAAUUACCUACCUAAUUAGCACAUUAAGUUUGGUUGUUGACAUCUGAGAAACCAACGUGCUUUCUCAUGAAAAAGACCCUUGCACAGAAAGUGCUCUUUUUUCUAAGAUCUGGGGUCAAAGGAGAGAUUUUUAAGCAUAUAAUAAUGGCUUCUACUUAUUUAAUAACAUAGGCACAAGAAAUGUCAUUUACUUCUCACAGGACCCCUUUCAGGGAGAUUUUAUAUAUUAGGAAGUAUGCUCAUGAGCUUUCUACCAACAUCAUCUUCCCUAAGGCUCCCCAUCUCAGUAACUGACUAUACUAUUCACUCAGUUGCUUUUAAAGUUAGAAACGUAGUAAUCUUUCUGUGACAUCUAUAUCCCUUUCCUUCAUUCUCCCAUAUCCAAUUCUAUACCUUAGGAAAUUUGUUUUACCUCCUAAAAUUCGUGAGAAUCCAUUCACUUUUUCUCCUUUUCCCAUCACUAGUCCAAGUGAACUGUUUUAUCAUUUCAUCUGCAGUAUCCUUUUAGUCACCCCUAGGUUAUCAAUUCUUGUCCCCCACUCAAUUCAUUCUCCACUCAUUAGCUAACAUGAACACAUUAAUCCAUUUAACAUGAAUUAAAUGUUAAUUUUGACUAUGUCACUCCUUGCCCAAAACUCUCUAGUGCCUUUCCAAUGUCCUUAGAAUAAAAUCCCUCGCAUGGCCUCUGUGGAUCUGCACCACUAGUCUCUCCUACCUCUCCACCUAUUGCAACCAACUCUUUUCCCCUUCCUCUUUCCAGCCAUGCUGGUCUUUCUGUGCUGCAAACUGGCCAAGCUUCUUCCAUCCUCAGGGCCUUUGCACAAGCUUUUCCUUUGCCUUAGAAUUUUUCCCCAGCCUGCCCACUUCCUCAUCCCCCUUCCCCAAGCUAAUGCCUUAUCCUUUAGGUCUCAUUUUAAACAUAUCUUACCCAGGGAAACUUCCCUGUCCAAACAAGUCUAGAUUGGAUCUCCCUGUUAUUAUUUGCUUUUACUACUCUGUAUUUUUCCUCAGCAUUUAUCACAAUUCUAAUUAUAUAGUUAUGUUGUUCUUUUAAUUUUCUCUGUUAUUGGAAUAGGUAAUACAUCCAUUUCAUACAAAAUUCAAAUUGUAACAGGGUAUAGAGUUUCUUCCCUUCCCCGUCCCUCUGCUACCCAGUUUUCUUCCUUACAAGUAACUACUUUUAGCAUUUUGAAUAUCCUUUCAGAGAUUUGGAGUAUAUAAGCAAUUAUGUACAUAAGUUUCAUCUUUAUUUUUGCCUUCUCUUAUUAACACAGAUCCUAUGUACAUUUUUCUGCACUUUGUUUUUACCUGUUAAUAUAUCUUGGCAAUUCUUCUAUAUCGCUAUGUAAAUGGUUUCUUUUUCAUGUACCAUACAGUAUGGGCUUAUCAUUAUUUCUUUAACCUUAAUUAUUGGGCAUUUAGGUUGUUUUCAGGCUUUGGUUAUUACGAACAAUGCUGCAUUGAAUAACUUUGUAUUUAAAGUCAUUUUCCACAUUUAUACCUAUAGAAUAUAUUCCUAGAAUUAAAAUAAAGAAGUUAAAGGUUAUGUGCAUUUUAAAUUUGGGUAGUAAUUUCCAAACUGCUGUCAAUGGAGGUUGUACCAGUUCACAUUCCCUCUAGCCACAGAUGAAGAAUGCAUGUUUACUCACAACUCAAUGAAAAUUUUUGUUCUCUGACAAUGUAAGAGGUGGAAAAUAUCUCUUGGAAACUUUAAUUUGCAUGUUUUCUCUUCCUUGCAAAGUUAUAUUUUCGUAUGUUCAAGAGGCAUUUGUAUUUCUUCUUUAGUGAAAUGUUUCUUCAUAAACUUUGCUUACGUUAUUUAAUGUGUGACUUCCUCGCUACACUCGAAGGUCAGGGAUCCCGCGUAUUUCGCUCGUCGCAUAGCUCCUGGUACUGGAAUGAAUGAAGCUCAAAGAAAUGACUGGCUCACGUCAUGCAGUAGUCACAUACGGAACUCAUGUUUGACUCGAAAGCCCACGUAUUUCCACGAUCACCCAGUGGAAAGACUGAGCAUUUAAUUCACCACAGCAGGGGCUAGAAAGGUAAUGUAAAAACGGCUGAAGUGUGCUGGGAAGAGAGGACUGUGGCAAAAAGGCCAACAAAUGCCUAACUACAGUAGCAGCUGUUUUCAGAUCUAUUUUACCGCCAAGCAGGAAUGCAGGCCCAUUGUCGGAUCUUUAUUUAUUCCGAGGCCGGAUUUCUGGCUUUCUUGCGAGAUCUCCUGGUUUUUAAGUAUUUCCAGUCAAAACAAGACUGCCUUCAAAUGCAGCCCACCAGCAGCGGAUUUGCAAACUCUAGCGUAAACAGAAGUGGGAGGCUGAUGAGGCGGGUAAUACCUUAGUUGGACAAACAGCCGAGAAACAGGGAAUUUUUAUGUAAGGCGAGAAUGAGGUUCUCCGCCGUAGGGUUUGGGUUUGGGGGCCGGGACUCCCGGGCUGGAAAUAAAUGCUGGGUGGCAUCAAAGCAGAGCAGGGCCAGGCGACGGGAGGGCGCGCCGCCGUCCCAGUUGUGGCUGGCCACUCCACCCAGCGCUGUUGGGGGUUUCUCAAGCAGCGUCCACACAAAGGUGUAGGGCGGUAGGGGCUGGCCGGGAUAAAGGGGACGACUGGCUUCGCAUUCCCUCACCGGCUCCUUUAGAGCCAAGUGGACCGCAGGAAAGCACCCAACCCCUUCCCCGCUUCCAGAAGACUCUCGCCUCCCAGGCAAAGCUUUCCGCUCGGCGAUCUACUUCUUUCCCUACUCAGGCCCCUCCCCACUUCCCCAAUCCUACGACUUCCGUUUGCCUGGUUUUUUGGGAAACCGCCGACUUCCGGCCUCGCAGCGGCGGGCGGAGCAAAGAUGGCUGAGCAGAGACUCGAGAUGAGAACUCAGUUUCCUGCAUCUGCUGAAUCUCUAAAACCCCGGCUGAAAAAAGCUCCAGAGUUUCCUAUUUUGGAGAAGCAGAACUGGUUGAUACAUCUCCACUAUAUCCGGAAGGAUUAUGAAGCAUGCAAGGAUGUUAUCAGAGAACAGCUUCAGGAGACUCAGGGGUUAUGUGAAUAUGCUAUCUAUGUCCAAGCAUUGAUAUUUCGCCUGGAAGGAAAUAUCCAAGAAUCCCUAGAACUCUUUCAGACGUGUGCUGUUCUCAGCCCUCAGUCUGCUGAUAACCUCAAGCAGGUGGCCAGAUCUUUAUUUCUUCUGGGAAAACAUAAAGCUGCCACUGAAGUGUAUAAUGAAGCAGCUAAACUUAACCAGAAAGAUUGGGAGAUCUGUCAUAACCUAGGAGUUUGCUACAUUUACCUGAAACAGUUGGACAAGGCACAAGACCAGUUGCACAAUGCCCUACAUCUUAACAGGCAUGAUCUGACUUACAUAAUGCUGGGCAAGAUCCAUUUGCUGGAGGGAGACUUGGACAAGGCCAUCGAAAUCUACAAGAAAGCAGUGGAGUUCUCACCAGAAAAUACAGAACUUCUCACAACUUUAGGAUUACUCUACCUCCAGCUUGGCAUUUACCAGAAGGCAUUUGAACAUCUUGGAAAUGCACUGACUUACGACCCCACCAACUACAAGGCCAUCUUGGCAGCAGGCAGCAUGAUGCAGACCCAUGGGGACUUUGAUGUUGCCCUCACCAAAUACAGAAUUGUAGCUUGUGCUGUUCCAGAAAGUCCUCCACUCUGGAAUAACAUUGGGAUGUGUUUCUUUGGCAAGAAGAAAUACGUGGCAGCUAUCAGCUGCCUGAAACGAGCCAACUACUUGGCACCCUUCGACUGGAAGAUUCUGUAUAAUCUGGGCCUCGUCCACUUGACUAUGCAGCAGUAUGCAUCAGCCUUCCAUUUUCUCAGUGCAGCCAUCAACUUCCAGCCAAAGAUGGGGGAGCUCUACAUGCUCUUGGCUGUGGCUCUGACCAACCUGGAAGACACAGAGAAUGCCAGGAGAGCCUACACAGAAGCAGUCCGCCUGGAUAAGUGUAACCCUUUGGUAAACCUGAACUAUGCUGUGCUGCUGUACAACCAGGGAGAGGAGAGGGGCGCCCUGGCCCAGUACCAGGAGAUGGAGAAGAAAGUCAACCUACUCAAGGACAGCAGCUCCCUGGAAUUUGACCCGGAGAUGGUGGAGAUGGCCCAGAAGUUGGGAGCUGCUCUCCAGGUCGGGGAGGCACUGGUCUGGACUAAACCAGUUAAAGAUCCCAAAUCAAAGCAGCGGACCACUUCAACCAGUAAAGCCGCCAGUUUCCAGCAGCCUCUGGGUUCUAAUCAAGCUCUAGGACAGGCAAUGUCUUCAGCAGCCGCGUAUAGGAAGCUCCCCUCAGGUGUCGGAGGAACAUCCCAGCUCACAAAGCCACCAUCUCUUCCUCUGGAGCCAGAGCCCACGGUGGAAGCGCAACCAACUGAAGCAUCAGCACAAAUAAGAGAAAAAUAGGUGUAGGAUGAGCCGAGAGUUGGGGUUUCUUGGGCGAGGAUGUUCCAGAUUAGGAAAUGUCCCGUGACACAGGCAGCACGGAGGCCAGCACAUUCCCUGGGCAUCAGGAGCUGGAACGCAGAACGUGUUACGAUGAUCACGAGGAGGCUGAGGCCUGUGCAGCCCCUGCUGCCCCGUCAGCCAGAAACGAGCGAGAAGAUGGCCCAGACAGGUUCCCGAAGAAUUGAGAGCAAGGCUUCGGCUCUAUGUAUGUAGUUCCAGGAGCCAGCAGGGCAUGUGAUGCUAUCUGUGUUGGAAAGGACUUUCUCUUGGCUGGCGGACCCCUUCCUUUGUGGAAGGAAAGUCUGAGACAGACCUCCGCGCAGCAGUCCUGUCAUGACAAAGCCUUGUCUUAGCUGAGCUGAUCCUUGGGCUGUGUGGUAUAUCAGCCACUGAAGCAAACACAAAUCUUUGAUUGAUAAUCCAGCUCUGAUAGUCUAAAAGAAAAAAAAAAAUGAUGAAACAAGCUCUUUAAAUUGAGGCCCAGGCUACUGAGUAUCCCAGCUGCACUUGCCCAAGAGCAUCCAGAACAAGUCCCUGUAUCUUGUUCUUGAGAGGUCAGAGUGUAGAGCCAGACCGUGUCAGGAUGAAAAGAAGUAAAGGGCUGGUCUGGUGUCAGCACCAAGGAUUUAACAAAAAGGAAGCGCUGCUUAACUGAGGAAUUUUUAUUUGACAAUCAAUGAUACCACUGACCAGAUGUUAUCAAUACAUUAUAUUUAUAGAUACUUAAAGAUUAUAUAUCAUCCCUUUGGGGAAAGUUAUUCAGGUAUAAAAAUGAGGGAUCACAAAAAAAAACUUUUUGAAAGAACCUUGUACCUGCCCAGUCUUUGGGGCUUGUGGAUUUGCAGUCUCUCAUUCACUCUGUUGAGAAAGGAGCUAUUCUAAUUCCUAGUAUGGGAGUUGCUCAUGUCAUCACAGGAAAAUUACAUGACAAUUAGAAAAAUGAGACCAAGUACACAGUUACAGAUACAGACAUGGUUUUAGAUGGCUCAAAUUAGAGGCAAGAAAGCGGAAGUAUGAACUAGCAACGGGAAAAGUGUUCUUCUUACUGAAUAAUAUUAGUACAAAACAAAGUAAAAUUUUGGAGUGUAUGAUUACAAUGAUCAUUUUGUUCUUAAGGAAAAAUCCCUAUUGUCUGAUAAUUAAUAGAGAGUAGCUCACAAUGGACCAAUCCUCCCACAGACAACAAAUAUAAACCAGUGGGUAAAUGUAAAAUACUAUCUUGGUUUAAUU
Aethalodelphis obliquidens (Pacific white-sided dolphin) is the source of this 8916-nucleotide messenger RNA. RefSeq names its product Bardet-Biedl syndrome 4 (gene BBS4). Lineage: Eukaryota; Metazoa; Chordata; Mammalia; Artiodactyla; Delphinidae. Gene Ontology annotation, biological process: cilium assembly; protein localization to cilium. Bases 6085 to 7644 code for a protein of 519 amino acids. Gene Ontology annotation, cellular component: ciliary basal body. Gene Ontology annotation, molecular function: protein binding. The record is from RefSeq and is a predicted model, not a curated record. The transcript is spliced from 16 exons.